AUGGACAAUCAUGUCGCCGCAAAUGUGUUCGGCACAUUGGGAGCAGUGCUAUGGUCGCUUCAGCUUCUACCACAGAUCUGGAAGAAUUGGCGACGACAUGACAGUGAGUCCCUGUCUGCGGCCUUCUUCUUGUCCUGGGCCAUGGCUGGGGUUCCCCUCGGCGUGUACAAUAUUUCAAACAACUUCAAUAUUGCUUUGCAAGUUCAGCCGAAUAUUCUCAUCUUCCUAAGUCUCUGGACUUGGUCUCAGUGCAAGUACUACGGUGACAAAUGGAGCCUGAAGAAGAUUGCUCCUCUUGCCAUAGUCAUAGGUGCAGUUCUUGGCGGCGCUGAGACCGGUCUCGUGUUUGCACUCCGCGUGGCCUUCAGAAGAGGCCACAAGUGGCCGUCAACUCUCAUGGCAAUCCUUUCCGCCGUUCUUCUUGCGGCUGGAGUACUACAACAUUACGUCGAUAUGUUCAGGACGCGGUCAGAUGCAGGAUUGUCCCUCAAGUUUGCCCUUCUCGAUGCGAGCGGAGAUGUGGCUUCGAUUUUGUCUGUCAUCUUUCAGCCUUCACUAGAUAUUCUGGGCCUAGUCAUCUACGGUACGGAGUUUGCCAUAUGGUUGGGGCUGAUGAUCAUUUUGUUAUAUUUUCGGGCGGCACAGCGCAGGAAACGAAGAGUCAUUCGAGUGGAUGGACCGUCCGAUAGUACGAGUAACCAAUAGUUG
This is a messenger RNA of Aspergillus caelatus, 708 nucleotides long. RefSeq names its product PQ-loop repeat-containing protein. The coding region runs from base 1 to 705 and encodes 234 amino acids. The transcript has 2 exons. The record is from RefSeq and is a predicted model, not a curated record. NCBI's taxonomy places the organism in Eukaryota, Fungi, Ascomycota, Eurotiomycetes, Eurotiales, Aspergillaceae.